Dama dama (fallow deer) is the source of this 1161-nucleotide messenger RNA. RefSeq names its product diphthamide biosynthesis 5 (gene DPH5). The transcript is spliced from 8 exons. Gene Ontology annotation, biological process: protein histidyl modification to diphthamide. NCBI's taxonomy places the organism in Eukaryota, Metazoa, Chordata, Mammalia, Artiodactyla, Cervidae. Gene Ontology annotation, molecular function: diphthine synthase activity. The record is from RefSeq and is a predicted model, not a curated record. The coding region runs from base 164 to 1021 and encodes 285 amino acids.
CGCCUCCCAGCCCCAGCACCCUGCGGGUCAACCUUAGUGGCGGUGGGACGUGCGGGUGCCCCAGCCCGGAGCCUACAGAAGUCACCCCUUCCAGCUAGUCGUGAAAUGCCGUAAAGCGGAGGCGCUUUGCGGUAUCGUAGUCACCUUCCCCCUGUUAUUUGAGAUGUUUUACAUGAUUGGUUUGGGCCUGGGAGAUGCUAAGGACAUCACAGUCAAGGGCCUGGAAGUUGUCGGACGCUGCAGUCGAGUGUAUCUGGAAGCCUACACGUCAGUCCUGACUGUAGGGAAGGAAGUUCUGGAAGAGUUUUAUGAGAGAAAAUUGAUUCUUGCUGAUAGAGAAGAAGUGGAACAGGAGGCAGAUAAUAUUUUAAAGGAUGCUGAUAUCAGUGAUGUUGCAUUCCUUGUAGUUGGUGAUCCAUUUGGGGCUACAACACACAGUGCUCUUAUUCUGAGAGCAACAAAACUGGGGAUUCCUUACAGAGUUAUACACAAUGCGUCCAUAAUGAAUGCUGUAGGCUGCUGCGGUUUGCAGUUGUAUAAGUUUGGAGAGACAGUGUCUAUCGUUUUCUGGACGGACACUUGGAAACCAGAAAGCUUCUUUGACAGAGUGAAGAAGAACAGACAAAAUGGCAUGCACACUUUAUGCCUACUAGAUAUCAAAGUAAAGGAGCAGUCUGUGGAAAAUCUAAUCAGGGGAAGAAAGAUCUAUGAACCUCCUCGGUAUAUGAGUGUCAACCAAGCAGCCCAGCAACUUCUGGAGAUUGUUCAGAAUCAGCGAAUACGAGGAGAAGAACCAGCAGUCACCGAGGAGACACUCUGUGUUGGCUUAGCCAGGGUUGGAGCUGAGGACCAGAAAAUUGCAGCAGGCACUUUGCAGCAGAUGUCUACUGUGGACUUGGGAGGACCAUUGCAUUCCUUGAUUAUCACAGGAGGCAGCUUGCAUCCACUGGAGAUGGAGAUGCUAAGUCUGUUUACCAUACCAGAAAAUAGCUCAGAAUCCCAAAGCACUGGUGGACUCUGAAUACAGGCAUUUUCUAUUGCGAGAUGUUAAUUUCAGUCAUAUAUAUACAUACACGUAUUUGUGUAACAAAUCAAACAGGUCUUUUGGUUUACCUAAUAAAUAUAAAUUGAGUGACCAAGAAGAAAGAUAUUCCAACAGCA